This is a messenger RNA of Cicer arietinum (chickpea), 1130 nucleotides long. RefSeq names its product zinc finger protein ZAT5. The record is from RefSeq and is a predicted model, not a curated record. Lineage: Eukaryota; Viridiplantae; Streptophyta; Magnoliopsida; Fabales; Fabaceae.
UUAUAACAAAAAAAAAAAAUUAAGGACGGCUUCAAAAACUCCUCUCUCUCUCUCUCUUCCUCUUUCUCUCUCUCCCAAAUAUAUAAAUACACACUCACACAUAAAGCUUGUUCACUCACACACACUCAUAUUUUUUGUUGUGUCUAUUUCUCUCUCACAUUAUAACAGUUUUCAUUUAGUGACUAAUUAAUAAUAGUGGUUGUUAUUUUUCUUUGUUGAGAUGGAAGAGUUUAGCAAUGAAGAAAAGUUUGUGGAUGCAACCUCCAUAGCCAAAGGAAAACGCACCAAAAGGUUGAGAUUUUUGUCAUCUUGUGGUGUUGCUUCUACUUUAAUGACAUCAAGCUGCUCAAGUGAUGAUGAAAAUGAGUAUUUUGAUGAUCUUGAAGAAGAAGAUGAUGAAGAUAUGGCUAAUUGUUUGAUUCUUCUUGCUCAAGGAGGAAGUUACCAAAAGCAACAUAGUGGUGGUGGUGAUGAUGGUAAUGACAAUAACAUAGCUGAAAAGGGUAGUAAUGGAAAGAAAAAAAUUGCUUUGGGUGGUCAUAGAGCAAGUCAUAAAAAGCUUAAAAUUAUGGCUGAGGAAAAAAGAGCGUCUCUCCAGUUGCCAGAGCCAAGAUCUUAUUUAUCACACGAUUCGCAACCAAUUAAAUUGGUUGCGAAGAGUGAUGAAUUUGAGGAAGGCAAGGAACCUCGUGGUGGACCCACAAUUUCUUCUCUUCAAAUGGGGAAUCAUGGUUUGAAAGCUUUUUAUGGGAACAAGCACAAGAUCCAUGAGUGUUCCAUUUGUGGAUCAGAAUUCACAUCAGGACAAGCAUUGGGUGGACACAUGAGGAGGCAUAGGACAUCCUCGGCGAACGCCUCUAUCAUCGUAGACAACGAUGGAGGCGUUCGGCCGAGGAAUAUUUUACAAUUGGAUCUUAAUCUUCCAGCUCCAGAAGACGAUCUCCGAGAGACAAAGUUUCAAUUUCAGACAAAGAACACAUCAAUGGUGAUGUCUGCUUCUCCGACUUUGGUGGGUUGUCAUUAUUAGACAUUUGUGGAGUUAAUGGAAAGAAGAGUUGUUUUUUGUUUUUUAUUUAUUUAUUUUGAUUAAUGAUCAUCAAUGUGAAUUAUUCAUUAAAUUAAUAUUUAAA